ACCCCCAACAAGGGGGAAUCCCGCUGGAACCGACGGUUCCACAUCCCUCCUCCAGGGGACGCCUUCUGGCAGUCCCUCGCGGCAGCCCAUUUCCUGCUCCAGACGAUGCACGAGUGCCAUUUCUUCAACGGGACGCAGCGGGUGCGGUUCCUGGCCAGGCACUUCUACGACCGGCAGGAGAUGGACUACUUUGACAGCGACCUCGGGAAAUACGUGGCCGUAACUCCGUUGGCGCAGCCCAUUGUGGACUCCAAACCCACCGUCUCCAUCUCCCCCACCAAGCUGGACCCCGCUUCCCCCAACACCAUCCUCCUUUGCACCGCGAGGGGCUUCUACCCUGUGGAGAUCAAGGUCCGGUGGCUGAAGAACGGGUGGCUGGAGGAGGAGGGCGUGGCCUUUGGGGAGGAGCUCCAGAAUGGAGACUGGACCUACCAGCUCCAGGUGAUGCUGGAGACCCAGCCCCAGUGGGGGGACGUCUACACCUGCCAGGUGGAGCACGCCAGCCUGGAGGCCCCGAUCACCGUCCAAUGGGAGCCCCGAUCCUCCAAUUCUGCCAGGAGCAAACUCUGGACGGGGAUUGUGGCAGCCAUGAUCGGGGUGAUCUUCUUUGCCAUGGGGCUCUCCCUCUACCUGAAGAGCAAGAAAGGUGAGUCUUCCAAUUCACUUGAAUACCUAUAUGCCAAACCUGUCAUGAAGUUACAGGCUAUAAAUAAAUGUCUGCUACUGGAAAUUCCUCACCAGAAGUCAGAGUCUGUUCAGCACCUUGGCCCAGAGAAGCUGGAACUGGAGGCUGUGAGAGAGGAAGCCAUGAAGAAGAUGGAACUUGAUCUGAAGCUGAAAUGA
Molecule: messenger RNA, 843 nt
Organism: Protobothrops mucrosquamatus (brown spotted pit viper)
Lineage: Eukaryota; Metazoa; Chordata; Lepidosauria; Squamata; Viperidae
Product: H-2 class II histocompatibility antigen, E-S beta chain-like
Exons: 5
Biological process (GO): immunoglobulin production involved in immunoglobulin-mediated immune response; immune response; peptide antigen assembly with MHC class II protein complex
Cellular component (GO): membrane; MHC class II protein complex
Molecular function (GO): MHC class II protein complex binding
Source: RefSeq, a predicted model, not a curated record